Molecule: messenger RNA, 4612 nt
Organism: Mus musculus (house mouse)
Lineage: Eukaryota; Metazoa; Chordata; Mammalia; Rodentia; Muridae
Gene: Ppp2r5c
Product: protein phosphatase 2, regulatory subunit B', gamma
Exons: 17
Coding region: 262-2082 (606 amino acids)
Biological process (GO): signal transduction
Cellular component (GO): nucleoplasm; nucleus; protein phosphatase type 2A complex
Molecular function (GO): protein phosphatase regulator activity
Source: RefSeq, a predicted model, not a curated record
GGGGCGGGGCCUGCCGGGAGAGGGGCGGAGAGACGCCGCCGCCGCUGCCGCCGCCGCCGCCGCCGCCGCGGCUGCCGCAGCCUCUGGGAGCCUGGAAAAGGGGAAGCGAGAGCGGACGAGCGACUCAGUCCCCGGGCGGCGGCUGCAGCGGCGGCGGCGGCGGCCGGGGCGGCGCGACGGCCGGGCCGGGGGCGCUUCUGCUGCUGCAGCGGCAGUGGCGGCGGGCGGAGGCAGGGGCGGCGGCGGCGGCCCGCACCAGCCAUGCCGAAUAAAAACAAGAAGGAGAAAGAACCACCAAAACCGGUGAAAAGUGGAAAAGGUCCAAAAGAAGGACAAGAUACAGCAGAAACAGAGAUAGCCAGCAGGAAAAAUAGCCUCACGGUUGUCCAGUCUUCGACAUCUACUAAAAUAAAAGUACCAAUCCCUCAACCCGUCGUCGUCCCUGUGAAGAAAGACAAACGGCAGAAUUCUUCACGGUUUAAUGCCAGCAAUAAUAGAGAGCUACAAAAACUCCCAUCUUUAAAAGAUGUUCCUCCUGCGGAUCAAGAGAAGCUUUUUAUCCAGAAGCUACGCCAGUGUUGUGUCCUCUUUGACUUUGUCUCUGACCCACUGAGUGACCUGAAGUGGAAGGAAGUAAAGCGCGCUGCGCUGAGCGAGAUGGUGGAGUAUAUCACCCACAACCGGAACGUGAUCACGGAGCCCAUUUACCCCGAGGCCGUCCACAUGUUUGCAGUUAACAUGUUCCGAACCUUGCCACCUUCCUCCAAUCCCACGGGAGCAGAAUUCGACCCAGAAGAGGAUGAACCAACGUUAGAAGCAGCCUGGCCUCAUCUGCAGCUUGUUUAUGAAUUUUUCUUAAGAUUUUUAGAGUCUCCAGAUUUCCAACCCAAUAUAGCAAAGAAAUAUAUUGAUCAGAAGUUUGUAUUGCAGCUUCUAGAGCUGUUUGACAGCGAGGAUCCUCGGGAGAGAGAUUUUCUAAAAACCACCCUGCACAGAAUCUAUGGGAAGUUCUUAGGCCUGCGUGCUUACAUCAGGAAACAGAUCAAUAAUAUAUUUUAUAGGUUUAUCUAUGAGACAGAGCAUCACAAUGGCAUAGCGGAGUUACUGGAGAUCCUGGGAAGUAUAAUUAAUGGAUUUGCCUUACCACUGAAGGAGGAACACAAGAUUUUCCUGCUGAAGGUGUUGCUGCCCUUGCACAAAGUGAAGUCCCUGAGUGUCUACCAUCCCCAGCUGGCGUACUGUGUCGUGCAGUUUUUAGAGAAGGACAGCACCCUCACUGAACCAGUGGUAAUGGCACUUCUCAAAUACUGGCCAAAGACUCACAGUCCAAAAGAAGUAAUGUUCUUAAAUGAAUUAGAAGAAAUUUUAGAUGUAAUUGAACCAUCAGAGUUUGUGAAGAUCAUGGAGCCUCUUUUCCGACAGUUAGCCAAAUGUGUUUCCAGCCCUCACUUCCAGGUGGCCGAGCGGGCGCUCUAUUACUGGAACAACGAGUACAUCAUGAGUUUAAUCAGUGACAACGCAGCGAAGAUUCUGCCCAUCAUGUUUCCGUCCUUAUACCGCAACUCAAAGACCCACUGGAACAAGACAAUACACGGCUUGAUAUACAACGCCCUGAAACUCUUCAUGGAGAUGAACCAAAAACUCUUCGAUGACUGCACUCAGCAGUUCAAAGCAGAGAAACUCAAAGAGAAGCUAAAAAUGAAAGAGCGAGAAGAAGCAUGGGUUAAAAUAGAAAAUCUAGCCAAAGCGAAUCCCCAGUAUGCAGUGUAUAGUCAAGCCAGCGCCGUGAGCAUUCCGGUCGCAAUGGAGACAGAUGGGCCUCAGUUUGAAGAUGUGCAGAUGCUGAAAAAGACAGUGAGCGACGAGGCUCGUCAGGUAAAAGUUGGUCGGGAGAAAAGCCAUGACAGCCACGCAAGUCAGGAAGGUGUAGAGACGGACUGGGCAGCUCAGGCACAGAAGGAGCUGAAGAAGGAUCGUCCCCUCGUGCGCCGCAAGUCCGAGCUGCCUCAGGACCCCCACACCGAGAAAGCCUUGGAAGCUCACUGCAGAGCCAGUGAGCUGCUCUCCCAGGACGGGCGCUAGCGUCUGGAGCAGCACGCCGAGCUGGGCCUGUCGGUUCUCUUCUGGAUGCUGUAGAAAAGACAUACUGUGUGUGCCAUACCAGUCAGUUACACUCAAUGUCAAAGCUUCCUCUGACCCCGUUCUGUAGGCAAUAAUGCACGUCCGCCUCAGCUCGAGAUUAGGAGUUCAAACAAUGGUGGCUUCUCUGGCCCUGCUGGCCAAGCAGGGGGCUGGGGGAGUCGGUGACAGUGUCAUCACCAUGUUGUCACCACCCCAGCACAGCCCUGAGUGAGAUCCAAAGUCAGAGCUGUAGGAAAGCACCCUGACUGUCACCUUCUCGUACCCAGUAGACCCUGUGGUCCUCUGAAAUAGGGAUUCUGUGGUAGGUAACACCGAUGCUGUGGCAAAUCAAACGCACAUGGUAAAAGGUGUCUCCUCCCUUUACAACCCUGACGCUGUCCCCACGCUUGCUGUGCCAGCCGCCCGUGGUGGUUGGUUAGGUCUCUCAGAGAUGGCUCCUCGCUUUCCCGUUCUAGCUGCCUGCCGGGAAAGAGGCCAACUUUUGCGCUGGGGCCGUCCACAGUGUUUCUUUCCUUUGGUUAAUGGCACGGUCACCAUGUCCUGCUUACCUUAAUGUCUACCGAAAGCCAUAUUUCAUAGUCUGUGGUAGAGGCCAGGGUUCCACCUCAGCGCAAGGGAGGGUUCUGAGAAGUGCUUCCUCAGCCCACCUUGAGGAGAACCGCCACGUUGGAAUGACGUGUUCAUGUUAGUUGCAGAAUCAGUUUUUCACCUACUUACACAUGAUCCUUCAACAAGGCUCUCGAGUGGAUAAAGAUCACAGGAUCUAAGAAUUCCACAUUGGUAGAAAGUGACAGUAAACUCAGCCCCUUGGCCUAGUGCAGCCUGCAGCUGCCUGUGGCCUGACUGCGGGCCGCACUGUGUGGGCGCCCUCAGUGAGCCUUUCUUUCUGUUGGAAAAAGCACAUGUCACCAAGCUCGCGAGGAAAGGCGCGGUGCCCGCGUUCGCACCAGUCUCCACAUGCUGCUCCGGCCUUCACAGAAUUCUUGCAUGGAUUAAGCUUCUGUUUUAGAUGGGAUAGCACGAGGAGAUACAUCCUUAAACUUAGUGCUUUGUCUUCUUGUCCUCUCAGGGUGGCCAGUAUUUUGACUUAUUUAUCCUGCUCAAAAGCUGCUUGAAAUGUGUGCUGCUCUCUGAACAGUGGCGAGUCUUCUCUUGUCUCCAGCAUAUAUAUAACUCAGUGUUACAUGUCUUGAUGCAUAAGAUAGGUUAAAAAAAAAGAAGAAGAAGAAAAAUGGGGCUUCUUUUAAAACCUGAUUUUAAUCGUGGUCUCAGGGAUCCGUGAAAAAGUUGUGAAAUCAGACAUUGCUCUCUCGCGGCCUUGGAGGCGGGUCCCACGGGGAAGAAGGGCAUGUGCAGGGAGGGAGAGCCAGCACGGCUAGUCAAAAAGGCGGCCCCAGCUGAGGGUGAACAGGUUGGCCACUUGGGUGAGAACACUUCCUGAGAAACUUGACAAGUACCUAUCCACUUUACCAUUAUGAAAUCUAUAAUUAAAAAAAAAAAGUUGAGAUGCCUUCUCCUUUUGAGGGAAAAAGGGUGCUUUUAUUGUAUAAAGCAGUGUCUCUGUGUUUUGAUAGCCCACUGUUUGAACUCUCGUCUUUAGCUGGUAGAGUCUCAGAUAUCCCUGACGUGUGGGGCAUUCCGAGUGUGGUGAGAGGUCCCAAGAGGCUCCUUUGCCCUGCGUGAAGAGCAUGCUAUCAGUGUACGGGUGAUUGUGCAAAGCUCAGCGCGGGGGAGCAUCUUCUGCUCUAGGUUUUAUUUCUGCUCUUUAUUGAAGACAAACAUUCGCCAAUAAAGAAAAGGGAAAAAAAUGUUUUGAGAGAAACUAAUUUUCUUUGGCAAAAGUAUUACUUAAAUUUUUGGCCUAUUAAGGUUCCCCUAGUUAGUACUCGGAUUCCCCAUGCUAAUUGUUCAGCUUGUAUGUUGUUAAGACACUGUUGAUUCUGUACCAGACUGGUUUCAAAACAAAAAAAGUACCACGUUGAAAAUAAACUGGUGACUGUUUUUCUUCAUAUGGCUCUAGUUUGGCACCUUCACUCUUUCCAAAACGUGUCUGUGCGCCAGAGAUGUCACAGUUCAAGUGUCUUUCUAGUGUGGCUUUGUAUGGCUUCCUUUGAACAUUGUACAUACAUUGUAUCUUUGUUUUAUGGUAAUAAGUAAUAAAAAAUGUAGACUUCGUAUUUUGUACAAAAUGUCCUAUGUACAGAAUAAAAAAAAGUUCAUAGAAACAGCAAAAAUAGGUUAAGUGGCACAGUUAUUUUUCUUUAGAAAAUAUCUGUAACUUUAUGCUUUAGUGAAACGUUAAGUACCAACAUAUUUUUUAACAUUUUGUAAUUCAAAACUUUUUUGUUUUGACAUUGUUUAUGAAGAAAGACUUCAUGCACUUGCCAUUUAAUAUGCUCUUUUAUCUAAUUUUAAAGAACUCUUUAAAAUGGUGUAUUAUAUGGACUAAAUAAAGAACAUGUGAAUUUUA